Molecule: messenger RNA, 1461 nt
Organism: Kwoniella botswanensis
Lineage: Eukaryota; Fungi; Basidiomycota; Tremellomycetes; Tremellales; Cryptococcaceae
Product: homocitrate synthase, cytosolic isozyme
Exons: 10
Coding region: 1-1461 (486 amino acids)
Cellular component (GO): mitochondrion
Molecular function (GO): homocitrate synthase activity
Source: RefSeq, a predicted model, not a curated record
AUGUGCCCUACACCAGACCAACCUAUAACUUCCAACGGUGACGAAGAGAUGGUCCCAAUCAUAAAUGAUGGACCUCACAUCUCAUCAUCUACCAACGGUGAAAUCAAAAGAACGAAUGAAAGUACGAGUCAACAGCCACCUGCCGUCAAGUCGCAUAAGGGUUUGUACGGUAGAGCCAGCGAUUUCUUGAGUAAUACCUCUAAUUGGAGUAUUAUCGAAUCCACUCUUCGAGAGGGUGAACAGUUCGCCAAUGCCUUCUUCACUCUCGAAACCAAGAUCAAGAUCGCUAAGAUGCUUGACGAAUUCGGUGUUGAAUACAUCGAACUCACCUCCCCUGCCGCCUCACCCGAAUCGAGAGCUCACUGCGAAGCUAUCUGCAAGUUGGGUCUCAAGAAGACCAAGAUCUUGACUCACAUUAGAUGUCAUAUGGAUGAUGCCAAGUUGGCCGUUGAGACCGGUGUCGACGGUGUAGACGUGGUCAUCGGAACAUCUUCAUUCUUGAGAGAACACUCCCACGGAAAGGACAUGACAUGGAUCACCAAGACCGCCAUUGAAGUUAUUGAAUUCGUCAAAUCCAAGGGUAUCGAAAUCCGAUUCUCAUCGGAAGAUUCAUUCAGAUCCGAAUUAGUCGAUUUACUCUCCAUUUACCGAACGGUCGAUAAGAUUCACGUGAAUCGAGUGGGUGUCGCUGAUACCGUAGGAUGUGCCGAUCCAAGACAGGUUUAUGACCUUGUGAGAACUUUGAGAGGUGUUGUCAGUUGUGAUAUUGAAUGUCAUUUCCAUAAUGAUACUGGUUGCUCCAUCGCAAACGCCUACGCUGCCCUUGAAGCCGGUGCCACCCAUAUCGACACUUCCAUUCUCGGUAUCGGUGAGAGAAACGGUAUCACCCCUCUUGGUGGUUUGAUCGCUCGAAUGAUGGUCGCCGAUCCUGAAUACGUCAAGGGCAAAUACAAGUUGUCCAUGCUCCGAGAAUUGGAGAACGUCGUUGCUGAAGCUGUUGAGAUCUCCGUUCCUUUCAACAAUUACAUCACUGGUUUCUGCGCUUUCACCCACAAGGCCGGUAUCCAUGCCAAGGCUAUCCUUGCCAACCCCUCUACAUAUGAGAUCUUGAACCCUGCCGAUUUCGGUAUGACCCGAUACGUUUCUAUCGGUCACCGACUUACCGGAUGGAACGCCGUUAAAUCCCGAGUCGAGCAACUCAACUUGAACCUCACCGACGAUCAGGUCAAGGAUGCCACCGCCAAGAUCAAGGAGUUGGCCGAUGUGAGAACUCAAUCGAUGGAAGAUGUUGAUAUGAUCUUACGUAUCUACCACACCGGUAUCCAAUCGGGUGAUCUCAAGAUUGGUCAAUCUGCUGUAUUGGACAGGUUGCUCGAGAAGCACAUGCCCUCGAGAGAUUCUUCACCUAAUGGAAGUGCCAAUGGCAACAAGAGAGCCAGACUUGAAGGUGCUACUGCUUAA